Messenger RNA from Scheffersomyces amazonensis, 621 nucleotides. RefSeq lists its product as uncharacterized. Gene Ontology annotation, molecular function: ubiquitin protein ligase activity. Gene Ontology annotation, biological process: protein ubiquitination. The transcript has 2 exons. Gene Ontology annotation, cellular component: cytoplasm. The record is from RefSeq and is a predicted model, not a curated record. NCBI's taxonomy places the organism in Eukaryota, Fungi, Ascomycota, Pichiomycetes, Serinales, Debaryomycetaceae. The coding region runs from base 1 to 621 and encodes 206 amino acids.
AUGUCUACCUACGAAGACGAUCAUAAUAUAGAUAAUCGGCCAGUCAGCAGAAACAACGACAACACUACUAGAACUCAUAGACCAAGACAGCAUCAGACAUUAUCAUCAGCAAUAGAAUUCUUUCUCACUCAGGAAAAUACUGGGGCAGUAACAGAAACUCCUACUGAUGAAGUAUUUGCAAAUGCUUUACGAUUUCUUAGUGAAGAUCAACAAUCGGAAGUAGUUGUAAACUUAUUAUCACAAAUCAAUGACAAUGAUGAUAUUACUACUCCAUUAAAAAAACAGAAGAAAGGUGUAGAACAAGAAUUCAUUGAUGCUCUAGAAAGAGUACCACUAAAUAAGAUUAAGAAAGAAGCAGAUUGUCCGAUCUGUACCAAUAAAUUUGUAGAUAAUGAUUAUCCAUUAAUAGUCAAACUCCCAUGUUUGCAUACAAAAGUAGAUCAUAUCUUUGAUUUGGAAUGUAUUGGACCAUGGUUGAAAUUUAAUUCUACUUGUCCAUUAUGUAGAUUUGAUGUAUUAGAAGCUGAUAAAUUUAGAAAGGAAAAGCUUGCAGAAGAAUUAAAGAAAUUACGAGAAGAAGAUGAAGAAGAGGAAGAUGAUGACUGGGAGUUAUACGGAUGA